AUGGUUCUGCAAAAAGUCCAUGGAGUUCGCAUUCUCGAUCUGCGCACUUAUGCUGGAGCCAGCCUUCCGGUGCGCUGCUUUUGGUUUGACAUAGGAAAGAGGUCAAGACCGAAAACACCACCGUACGAGCCACACGUCUCAUCGGACGGCCAUACAUCUGGACCUGAUAAGGAGGAGACAUCCGCGCUUCCAGCUCCAAAUAAUGCUGUGCCGCACAAGACUUCUCUUCUCCACGCUCCACCGCUCGGGAUCCCCUUACCUGCUCCGCAAACGCUUGCAGCUGUUUCACCGACUCCUCUCGUUAGUAAAGAAGACAAAAACCAUGUGGUUGAGGUUGCUCAGCAGAGGAAAGGUGUUGAGAAUGGCCAUAAUGGGAGCGUAGGAAUGUGA
Messenger RNA from Cylicostephanus goldi, 390 nucleotides. NCBI's taxonomy places the organism in Eukaryota, Metazoa, Nematoda, Chromadorea, Rhabditida, Strongylidae. The record is from the annotation of a GenBank genome assembly.